GGGUGAUCUAUUUUCCUAGGCUUGAGUAUGUAAUGUACUAUUUCUAUCAUAACGGCCGUAACGCUGCCUUACGGACUUACGGUAUACUAAAUUUUGCCAACUAAGUAACCUCGAUUUCAGUAGUGGGGAGCACGAGCAUAAGUGAGGAUUUGGGCGGAGUGGGGGUAUACGGCCGAGGUUACUCCUUUGGCAAGAAGCACUUUAUGAUUGUGUACUACAGCUGUUUUCAUUAUUACAUUAGGUUCUAGUUCAAAUAAGACAACUGUCGGAAUAAUCGGAGCAAAAUCGAAAUGGGUAAAGAUGUUGAAUUAUUGAAUGGAGUUAGUAAAUUAUUCACUGAGAGUCUCCUGGAGGAAGUGUUGGCAAAGAAAUGGGGGGAGAAGGAUGUCAAGGUGACAGGAUGGGACUUUGGCGAGGCAUCCGCGAAGGGGGAUAGCUAUCUGUCAGAAGUGGACCGGGUGACUAUCGAAGGAAACGUUAAAGGGAAGACUACCCAACUCAAGGUCGUUGUUAAAUCCUUGCCAGGAAAUUUGGGGAGGAGAGAGACGUAUAGGAGCACUGUGUUCUUUAGAAAUGAGAUCCUUUUUUACACCCAGAUCGUCCCAGAGUUCAAAAAGUUCCUUGCGUCAAAAAAACAACAGCAUCUACUCCUUGUGCCGGAUUGUUUAGCUUACGUUUUAGACGGUGAAAAUGACUUCAUCGUUUUGGAGGAUGUCAGUGUUUACGGAUUCGGUCCAGCAUCGCGUCAGAGUACAUUGAGUUUAGAAGAAUGUCAAAUUAUUUUGAAAGCGAUGGCAAGAUUCCAUGGAGUCUCAUUCGCUCACAAAGAUCAAUACGAAAAAGAGUUUCACAAGAUCGCCGACCAGCUGGAGGAAACUUAUUUUAGUGAAAAGUGGAAGGAUUGGUACGAGAGAUUUCAGGGACUUAUCGUGACUAUCGCAAAAGACGCAAUAUCCGUAGAGUAUCCGGGCACACAUCAACAAAAGAAAUUCUGUGAUUUAGAUGGAAAGGAAUUAUGGAAGAAAAGUGUGGAAUUAUGUUCUCGUUCCAAGACUCCCACCUCAGUGGUGAACCAGGGCGACGCUUGGGCUCCAAAUUUCUUGAUACGCGUAACUCCCAAUGGAGAAAACGAGACACUCCUUCUCGAUUUCCAACUUGCCAGAUGUGCCAGCCCCAUCACUGAUUUGUCAUUCUUCAUAUACACUUGCACGGAUCAGAAAAUGCGAGAUAAAAACUUUAAUUUCCUAAUGCAAUUCUAUCAUGAAGAGAUAUCUAAGACUAUUUCCGUACUUGGGUCUAAUGCUGACAAAGUUUAUCCUUGGGAGUCAUUUCUUAAGGAGGUGAAAGAACAAUUCGUCCAUGGUCUAGGUUUUUGCUUAGAAUCCAUUCCACUCAGUAUGUUGGAUGACACGGAAGCAUUUGACCUAGACGUAAUCAAAGGUGAUAAAGCAGUCAACAUAGCAGAUGUGUGGACAUUGAAACCUAUAAAAGAAGCAGCCAAACGCCGACGUCUUGCCGACGCAAUUGUGGAUGCAAUAGACCGCGGUUUCCUGUGAUCAACGCUAAAUUUUUUAUCGUAACAGUAUUAUCCAUAAGCCAUGAAAAUGUAUAAUAAAAUUUUUCAAAUUUAUAAAAUGAAUUCGUUGAAAUAUAAACGAUUUAUAUUCAAUAA
This is a messenger RNA of Diachasma alloeum, 1672 nucleotides long. RefSeq lists its product as uncharacterized. The record is from RefSeq and is a predicted model, not a curated record. NCBI's taxonomy places the organism in Eukaryota, Metazoa, Arthropoda, Insecta, Hymenoptera, Braconidae. The coding region runs from base 291 to 1556 and encodes 421 amino acids. The transcript has 4 exons.